CAGACUUCCUCUCUUUCCCUACGCCUACACUUGACUACGUACGGCAACAUACGGUUCAAGAUGCCUAGGGGUCGCCCUUCAAUUGAUAUAUCCCCAUUUCGCCUUCAGAUUCAACAAUGGAAAAACGACGACGGUCUCACGCUCAAACAAAUCGUACAGCGCCUUAAUAACGAAUUCCACAUCGAAGUUCAACGUACGACCGUAUAUCGCAACCUGAAGAUCUGGAAUGCUUCCAUGAGGCAGUAUACCGAAGACUCUGAACAACUACGUGAGCGUAUUAAAGACCUAUUCUUUGAUAAGGUCUUGAACGAUCACUUUAUGCUUCUGCAGCUUCACUCUGAGGGCUUUCUGAUCUCAAAGACUGGCCUCUCACGGAUACGGCGAGACCUAGGCCUUUGGCGGCGUCAAACCCCUGAGAUGACUAGCGAGAGACUUCACGAAUUGCGCCGUUUCUUUGAAGACGAGUCCGAAUUACACACUAAGCUUGAGACCUACGGGCGCACACUACUCUACGUAUAUGUCCGUCGAAAUCAUCAUAUCUUGAGCCGCCGAGCCCUGUACUCAUGCUUUCGCGACUUUUCCCCUACUUGUGUUACCGAACGGUGGAAUACGAUGCGAUAUCGCCGAACUGGAUGGACUUCUCCAGGCCCCGACUUUAUUUGGUCCCUUGAUGCGUACGAUAAAUUGAAGGCCUGGGGCUUUGAGAUCUAUGCCUCCAUUGACGCUUACUCACGGUUUAUUACGUGGUUCUACGUGGGCAUAUCCUCUAGUACGUCACGAAGCGUUGUUGCACAGUAUCUCGAUGUUCUCUCGCAGCGGAAAACCAUGCCAAAUAUCAUCCGUUCCGACCGCGGCCAAGAGACAAUCCUUAUGGCUGGAGCACAUUAUUACCUUUCGAAGACCCGCGUACGCGCACGGGAAGGUAUCCCACAAGAUGUGCGCUUUCGAGACUGCUGGAUCUAUGGCAAAAGCACGCAUAACGAAAAGAUUGAGAGCUGGUGGCUUCGAUUGAGUAGGGGUAGGGCUAAAUUCUGGCGGGAGUAUUUUGGUGAAAUUACCGCACUUGGCCAUUUCUCGAACGACUCCCUACCCGACCGUAUUGCAAUGCUCUAUCUCUUCAUGCCGAUCCUGCGGGCUGAGUUUGCCGACUUCGUACUUACGUGGAAUUCGCACUACAUUCGCAAACAACGCAAUAGGCCGCAUGUGGUUCCUGGGCAGCCAUGGACCCUCUACUUUCAGCCUACCGCACGGCAGGUUGAGAGCUUUGCAGAGGUUAUCCCUCAAGAUCGAUUACAAACGCUCCAAGAUAUCUUCGACGGGGACCGUAUUGAUCUUGAUGCCUACUUGCCAGAAGAUACAAUAGCUAUCUGUGAUCGCAUUCUUAGAGGCCAGGAAGAUCUGCCAAGAGAUCCGCCACAGCAACCUAAGCUUUCAGCGUAUCUAUUCCUACGAGAUCGUUUACGGCAGUACAUUAGGAGUAAGCAGCAGCCAGAGCUGGCAUUAUUGGAGACGCCUACGGGUGGCCUAGACCGCGUACGUGAUCAUUUGGCCACUCACGAUAUCGAUACUGCUUCGCUUUUGGAACGCAUUGAGGAGGAAGAGAUUGACUGGGGUGAGGGAGACCAACUAUACGACUAGAUGCAUAACCAAUUGUAGCAAUUGAACUGAAACUAA
Molecule: messenger RNA, 1674 nt
Organism: Ilyonectria robusta
Lineage: Eukaryota; Fungi; Ascomycota; Sordariomycetes; Hypocreales; Nectriaceae
Exons: 3
Coding region: 61-1638 (525 amino acids)
Source: RefSeq, a predicted model, not a curated record